Messenger RNA from Astyanax mexicanus (Mexican tetra), 1594 nucleotides. It is a transcript of the gene gjb9b, whose product is annotated as gap junction protein beta 9b. Gene Ontology annotation, biological process: cell communication. Gene Ontology annotation, cellular component: connexin complex. Bases 98 to 916 code for a protein of 272 amino acids. NCBI's taxonomy places the organism in Eukaryota, Metazoa, Chordata, Actinopteri, Characiformes, Acestrorhamphidae. The transcript has 2 exons. The record is from RefSeq and is a predicted model, not a curated record.
UUUGCAUCAGGAACAAACACUGGAGCUUUGUGGUUGUGCCCUCAUCAUGUCCUCUUUCAGAACCUUAUAAAGGAGCUGCUGUCCUCUGGCUUAAAAAAUGAACUGGACAAGCCUGGAGGUUCUGCUUGGUGGAGUGAGCCAAUACUCUACGGUUUUUGGGCGUGUCUGGCUCUCUAUGGUCUUCGUCUUCCGUUUUCUGGUGUUUGCGGUAGCUGCGCAGCCGGUGUGGGGGGACGAGGCCAAAGACUUUUUGUGCAACACAGCCCAACCAGGCUGCACAACAGUGUGUUACAACAGCAUUUUCCCCAUCUCUCACGUCCGCCUGUGGGCUCUGCAGCUGAUCUUUGUAACCUGCCCAUCUCUCUUGGUGGUGGCCCAUGUCAGGUAUAGAGAACAGAAGAAUGAGAAGUACAAGGCCUUACAUAAAGACGGCAAAGCCCUGUAUUCCAACCCUGGAAAGAAGCGUGGGGGUCUGUGGUACACCUACCUCCUCAGUCUGAUAUUCAAGGCAUCCUUUGAUUGCGCCUUCCUCUACGUCUUGUACCACAUCUACGGAUUUGACAUGCCCAGGCUGUCCAAGUGCAGCCUGUUUCCUUGUCCCAAUACAGUGGACUGCUUUAUCUCCCGUCCAACUGAGAAGAAGAUCUUCACUUACUUCAUGGUGGUCACUUCUUCUAUGUGCAUUUUCAUGUGCAUCUUAGAGAUGAUCUAUUUGGUGUGCAAGCGUGCACAUAAGCUAUACCGUGAGCACAAGGAGAGAGAGCUCUUGUAUUCUGCAGAACAGAAUGAGAUUAAUGUUGUUUCUCGAUCUAGAGCUAGGUAUAUCAGAGUGGACCCCACGGCUUCGUCCAACCAGAACCUCAGCAACAUCAAGAAAGAGGAGGCCACUGCUGAGAUGAGUGCUUCUGUUAUCUGAAAGUUCGGAUUUAACAUGACAGACCAUAAUUAAAGAUUAUAAAGUUAAGUUAAUUUUUAAAAAGACAAUACUCAUGCAGACGCAUGUGAGGAAUACCUAAUAACAGGAUUGUGUGACUGCUGCUCAAAAAGAGAUUUCUGUGAUCAAGGGUCCACCUCAUGCUGGCUAAGACCUCCGCAGUAGUCUCGGCUGUGCUGUUAGGCUAAUGUCUUUUUAUACAAAAAGAGCUUCAUCAUUUUUUGUUACAUAAAAUCUUCCAUGCAGUUUACCUCAGAAUGUAAGGUGAAGGCCCCUGCUUUCUUGCUAAAGGUACCUACUGCCCCCUGGUGCACACAUAAGAAAAUAAUAGAAAACAUUUUAAACAUUUUUCAGAAACAUGUUUAUAUAAUCCCUCUGGUGAUUUCUGAUUUCUGUGUUUAGCCAGAUAACUUAAACUGAAAUAAAGUCUAUACAGUAGCAAAAGACAUACGGUUUUAAAUUAUCUGACUGAAUGUGAAGUCCUGUUUUGUGUAACACCAAAUAGUAAACCAACAAAAUGCUAAAUUCACUCAAAAAUCCAGAAAAACAAUAUUUUUUUGGAAAAUGAUGGAAUUAUUGUGUUUAUUAUUCAGGACUGUAUGUUUACAAUAUAUACAAAUUUAAAUGCAUGUACAUAUGUAUGUUUUGUAAGAAAUUAAU